ACAGUAAUAUAAACGACAGCUGGGCCUAGAGAGUGGAGACGCCGCUGGAUCAGACCAUCUGUUCCAGGCCCAUGUAAAUUUGCACUGUGUCCGGUCCCGGAUGCCGAUCCGCUUCUAUCCCUGCGGCCCUCCCUGCCCAUCUCCCGAUUUCCCCGCGUGCGCUCUCUCUCUCCGUCGGCGACGAGCCUGGGCGACCAGCGCCGCCGCCCCUAGCCCAGGUCUCCAUCGGACGCUUCGCCAGGUCUUGUUUAGACCCACCGCCGGCAACGAGCAACUCUUGCACUCUUUUGAUUUCAGUUAUCGGAUCCCGCAUCGUGGAAUGCUUGCCAAAGGGAGGAAGGUAGCUGGAAGGCGUGAAGAAAUGUCUGCAAAUUAUGCGUUUGGACCACAGGAUGAUGAUGCGAUUAUUAAACACAGGCUUCUGACUAGGACAACGACCACCAGGGGUGAACCGCCACUAAAGAAGCUUCAGAAGAAGUUCAUGUCCUUUGCAACUGAGAUCGAGAAGGAUGCAGAUAACAUAAGUGACUGUGAAAGACUGUACAAGGCCUUUCUACAUGAAAUUAACACCUUUGAGCUACCUCUUCUGAAAAGCAAGGCUGUGGUUGAUGCAAACAUUAGGGAGAAAGAAAGCUUUAAUGAGCUGCAGGUUGAGAUUGAGCGGCAGAUCUUGCAUGCUAAGACUGAUAUUGAGGACCUUAAGAAGCAACUUGAGCAGAGCAAGAUUGAGAGGCAGCACAAAGAAGAGUGUGAAGCCAUCCGGAAGCUGAUUAGUUUGCAGCCUCCACGGUCAGAAACUGAAAAACUCAUUGCAGACCUUGAGAAGGAGAUAACUGAUUUGAAGGCGGAGAAUGUAGCAUGCAUAAGGACUUUGGAACUGAGGAAGAAGCAGUUUGCCCUUCUUCUACAUGUGGUUGAGGAAUUGCAGAUCUCGAUUGAAGAUGAGCAGAAGAGUAUAGCAGAUGAGCUGAGAGCUAUUGCUGGAGAGCAGAAGAUGAGCAUGGAAGAAGGGAGCGUCGGUGCUUCAGAUUCCAUGGUUGUUGACUGAUCGAGAUACAUUCACAUAUGUUGCAGACCUGCUUGCCAAAAUCCAUCACAUGGUUUUUGGACAAUAUGGCGAUUUGGUAGAUGUCUUUUGCGGUGUCUUUGUACCUCAUGUAAAUUGAACUGUAUGCUAGUAUGAAGUGAAAUUGAAGUACACGUUGUUGUGUAACAAAGUCAGUUCUUAUUGAUGAAUUCAGUCAAUAUAUGUUACUUCACAAG
This is a messenger RNA of Zea mays, 1263 nucleotides long. NCBI's taxonomy places the organism in Eukaryota, Viridiplantae, Streptophyta, Magnoliopsida, Poales, Poaceae. The record is from RefSeq and is a predicted model, not a curated record.